UGAUUGGGCUCCGCGCGCCGCCAUUGGAGCCAAUCAGCGCUGCUGCGAGCGGGGGAGCCGGUGAGUGCGCGCGGGCUGAGAGGGGACGGGACUCGGGAGCAGACGGCGAUUGGUGUGCGACCGACCAACCACAGGACUAUCAUCAUUAUAAACAACAGGAAUUUAACCAGGCAGGAUCCGUGCGUGUCUUGGAGUCUGGGUUCGUUAUAAACUCUGAGCAUGGAGCAGUUCACUGAGGCGGCGAGCGGAGGAGAGCAGAUCGUGGUGCAGACGGCUGGUGGAUCGGUGCAGCAGCAGAGCACAGUGACUGCAGUGCAGCUGCAGGCCGAAGGUCAGGUGGAUGCGGGUGCGGCCCAGCAGGUGCAGACACUCCAGGUAGUUCAAGGACAGCCUUUAAUGGUGCAGGUCAGCGGGGGUCAGCUGAUCACCCCUUCUGGGCAGCCCAUAAUGGUACAGGCCAUGCCGGGAGGACAGACGCAGACCAUCAUGCAGCUACCAGUGACGGGCUCACAGGGUCUUCAGCAGAUCCAGCUCGUGCAGCCGGGACAGAUUCAGCUCUCAGGAGGCCAAACGCUGCAGGUCCAAACUGCACAGGGACAGACGCAGCAGAUCAUCAUCCAGCAGCCACAGACAGCAGUGACCGCGGGACAGAACCAGCCUCAGCAGAUCACAGUUCAGGGUCAGCAGGCUCAGACGGCGGAGGGACAGACCAUCCUGUACCAGCCGGUCAACGCUGAUGGAACCAUCCUCCCACAGGGUAUGAUCACUAUCCCAGCCGCCAGUUUAGCCGGAGGUCAGAUCAUCCAGACAGGUUCAAAUGCAAGCAGCACCGGAGGUCAGGGCACCGUGACUGUUGCAGUUCCUGUUUCAGGAAACGUGGUUAAUGCUGGUGGAAUGGUUAUGAUGGUCCAAAGCGGUGGCUCGGUCCCGACCAUGCAGAGGAUCCCCCUGCCCGGAGCAGAGAUGCUGGAGGAGGAGCCGCUCUACGUCAACGCCAAACAGUACCACCGCAUCCUGAAGAGACGCCAGGCCCGCGCCAAGCUGGAGGCCGAGGGCAAGAUCCCCAAAGAGAGGAGGAAAUACCUCCAUGAGUCUCGUCAUCGGCACGCCAUGGCGAGGAAACGCGGCGACGGCGGGCGAUUCUUUUCGGGGAAGGAGAAGGACGAGAUGGGCAUGCAGGAGGAGUCUGAGGAGUCCCCGGUUGGAGACGAAGCCGUGACUCAGAUGAUCAGCGUCUCAUAACCCUUCGUACCUGCAUGAAAGGUUGCUCCGAACUCCAGCCGGUGCUGUGUACAGAUUUCUACACUGAGUCUGGUGCUUCAAGAACAAGAAAGCUGAUCUAUGAUCAGUUUUUUUUUAAAUGUCUUGUAAAUAAUGCUAAUGCAGAGCUGAUCCCAGAUCAGUGCCCUGCAGACCUGAAUAUUCCUCUAUGAAAGCAUGGAAGGACUCGAAGUGCGUGUUUAUUACACGUCAUGCGAUGCGUCCAGGCGACUCCCGGGGGCGCUCACGUGUGCUGAUCUGAUCAGCUUCAGAGCAUGAGUUUUAAUCUUUAAUCUUUGUUUUAAAUGUUAAUGUUGUAGUGAAACAACACCUGUGUUUAGAAGAAGCAGCUUAUAUAAACAUGUGUUGUGUUUAUUGAAAUACAUUUCCUCAUACAUUUUGUGAAAAAUAUUUUUGCUGACUAUGCGUUUUCACACCGAAAUCCAAAAAAA
Clarias gariepinus (North African catfish) is the source of this 1712-nucleotide messenger RNA. It is a transcript of the gene nfya, whose product is annotated as nuclear transcription factor Y, alpha. Bases 220 to 1242 code for a protein of 340 amino acids. Gene Ontology annotation, biological process: regulation of transcription by RNA polymerase II. The record is from RefSeq and is a predicted model, not a curated record. Gene Ontology annotation, molecular function: RNA polymerase II cis-regulatory region sequence-specific DNA binding; DNA-binding transcription factor activity, RNA polymerase II-specific. The transcript has 10 exons. Lineage: Eukaryota; Metazoa; Chordata; Actinopteri; Siluriformes; Clariidae. Gene Ontology annotation, cellular component: CCAAT-binding factor complex.